Molecule: messenger RNA, 2010 nt
Organism: Aspergillus novofumigatus IBT 16806
Lineage: Eukaryota; Fungi; Ascomycota; Eurotiomycetes; Eurotiales; Aspergillaceae
Product: PEX28-32 family peroxisomal membrane protein
Exons: 3
Coding region: 93-1811 (572 amino acids)
Biological process (GO): peroxisome organization
Cellular component (GO): peroxisomal membrane
Source: RefSeq, a predicted model, not a curated record
GAGCGAGGAAGAAACCACAUGGAUCCGGUUCGAUUGAAGAGUAUACAGGAGAUGCUGAUGCUGUGGUAGAAGAUAUUCCGUGGAUAGAUUCCAUGGCCCCGUCAUACGCGCAGGAUCAUGGCUUACAGCCUGAUUCUCAGCCACCAACGGUUGCUGCUUUUUCGCCCACUACUAUUUCAGGCUCAUCCUUGACGUCCAGACAACGUUCCAGCAUAAUCGUACAUCGCAAAUCUCCCCUUCUUGUGGCUACACCUCCCGCCAUCACUCGAGCUCUGGCCUAUUCUCAUCCUUUUAUACUUCCUUUGAAUAAACUCGCCGGCUUGCUCACGUGGACAACGGACGACCCAUGGCAAAGCUUCCUUCUCGUGGCGGGAUUUUGGACGGUGGUCCUGUAUAGCGAUGCGAUUAUUCUUUGGGGCGGUCCGAUGUUAGUCGUAGUCGGGUUAAUCCUAGGCAUGUAUUGGAGACGCUUUUCUCCGUUAUCGACGGCGGCAUUCACGGGCGAGAAACGACAGCACCAAAAGAGUGCCUCUGAGGGCUCUUCGCAUCAGCAUGAGACUCUGGAUGAGAUUGUCGAGACAUUGAGAACUUUCACGACUCGGUGCAACAUACUCCUGGAGCCUCUCCUUGAGCUUACGGAUUUCCUAUCGACCCAGAGAACGGCGACCUCUGCAACUACAAGACCCGCUCUCACUACUAUGUUCAUACGAAUUCUUUUUGUGACUCCCAUCUGGAUCGCAUUGACCCUUCCGCCCUUUUACAUAAUCACAACUCGCCGUGUUGUCAUGACUAUAGGCACCAUCAUUCUCACCUAUCACUCCCGACCAGCAAGAGUAUCACGAGUCAUUUUAUGGAGAUCCUUGACUGUUCGCCGAAUAUGUUCCAUAAUUACUGGCCUUUCAUUUUCCUUAAAUGCCAAUAAACCGCAGUCCCUCUGGGCUCAGAGCCACGGUCAUGCUGCAACCAUUGCAACGAGGCGGCGAGGGGAUUCCUCGGGCGUUCGCUUCACUUUUGUACUCUAUGAGAAUCAACGCCGGUGGCUCGGAAUUGGAUGGACAUACUCUCUGUUUCCCUCUGAGCGUGCUGCAUGGACCGACGAACACCUGAACCCAGCACCGUCCAAGGAUGACUUUGAGCUCCCGCAUGUACAGGCUGGGAAUGCCAAGUGGCGCUGGGUCGAGGGCAGCGAGUGGCGUAUCGAAGGAGCUGACGAUACGAACAGCAAGACAGAUGGUAAAGCAGCGGACGGUGGAGGAUGGAUCUACUAUGAUAACAAGUGGAAUGAUGGCCGUCGUGGGCAAGAUGGUUGGGAUCGUUAUACUCGUCGUCGGAAGUGGUGCCGCGACGCUGAACUCGUCGAGAUACCACAAGCGACUGAAAACACGCCGGCUACGGCCAAGUCUAGUUUAACACAGGCGUUGGAUAAUCAGAGGGAGUCGGGGAACAUUGACGCUUCAACAGUCGAUACCGAUGCCGUGAGUCUCGCCCCGUCAGCCUCCUCCAAGGCGCGGAGAAGACGUUGGUUCGGGGGUUCGAAACCUCCCAUCGGGAACCCCGUCUCGAGACCGAUUGACAUCGCGCACUCUCGGAAGCCAUCGAACUAUUCCGGCAACACAAGUCAUGGCAGUAUGGGCCGAGACAGCAGCGUUGCGGGGAGUGUCUCGCACAGUGACAGUGCCAGCAUUCGAGAUAAGGAAAUUGUCCACGCUCAAGAUCGUCUAGACCGCUGGGGUACUCGAGCUACAGGUGGUAUUGAGCGAGCGGAGCGAGAACUGGGGCUAGGUGACGAGGUCAAUAUGGGAUUGAGUUGAUUGUUCAGUCUCUUAGCCAGGGCAAUCCGCGAAAGAGACCCGGGGAGUUUCAUGGAGCAGUGUCUGUGGCAGCCCAUUUUUCAUCCAGUUUUCGGUUUCGACUCAGCAAAUAGGGUUACUUUUCCGAGUGUAUAAUAACAUUCAGAAGCAUAUAUUAUUAAUGGCAUCAUCCAAGUCUCGAACAAAUUCUGAAGAUACU